GUUUUGGGUCCUCACAGGCUCCAUCAGCCUUCGAUAGUUGCUGCAGAUGUGAAGGAAAACGAUAGAAAAAUCUGUAAAAUAUUCUAAAAAAUCAAGUAAUUUUCAGACUUUGGACUCUUGGAUAUCCAGACAUGAAUCUAGAGCUGCUCGAGUCGUUCGGGCAGAACUAUCCAGAGGAGGCAGAUGGGACUCUGGACUGUAUCAGCAUGGCUCUCACCUGCACCUUCAACCGCUGGGGCACCCUCCUGGCUGUGGGGUGCAACGACGGCCGCAUUGUCAUCUGGGACUUCCUCACACGGGGAAUCGCCAAAAUUAUCAGCGCACACAUCCACCCAGUCUGCUCCUUAUGUUGGAGUCGAGACGGCCACAAGCUGGUGAGUGCUUCUACAGACAACAUCGUCUCACAGUGGGACGUCCUGACUGGAGACUGUGACCAGAGGUUCCGCUUUCCCUCCCCCAUCCUGAAACUGCAGUGUCAUCCUAGAGACAUGGACAAGGUAUUAGUGUGUCCCAUGAAGUCAGCGCCGGUCCUGUUGACGCUGUCAGACUCCAAACAUGUCAUCCUGCCCGUAGACGAUGACUCAGACUUAAACGUAGUGGCAGCUUUUGACCGGCGAGGAGAAUAUAUUUACACCGGCAACGCCAAAGGAAAGAUUCUGGUGUUGAACACAAACACUCAGGAGUUGGUGGCUUCGUUCAGAGUGACAACUGGCACCAGCAACACCACUGCCAUCAAAUCCAUCGAGUUUGCACGCAAGGGCAGCUGCUUCCUGAUCAACACAGCAGACCGGAUCAUCAGGGUCUAUGACGGCAGAGAAAUCCUGACCUGUGGCCGAGAUGGGGAACCAGAACCCAUGCAGAAACUACAGGACCUGGUCAACAGGACUCCCUGGAAGCGCUGCUGCUUCUCGGGGGAUGGCGAGUACAUCGUGGCUGGUUCGGCCCGACAGCACGCCCUCUACAUCUGGGAGAAGAGCAUCGGGAACCUGGUGAAGAUUCUGCACGGCACCAGAGGAGAGCUUCUCCUGGACGUUGCAUGGCACCCUGUUCGACCGAUCAUUGCCUCCAUCUCCAGUGGAGUCGUGUCCAUUUGGGCUCAGAACCAAGUAGAAAACUGGAGCGCCUUCGCCCCAGACUUUAAAGAGCUGGAUGAGAACGUGGAGUACGAGGAGCGGGAGUCUGAGUUCGACAUUGAGGAUGAGGAUAAGAGCGAACCUGAGCAGACAGGCGCAGACGCUGCAGAGGACGAGGAGGUGGACGUGACUUCUGUUGAUCCUAUUGUUGCUUUCUGCAGCAGUGAUGAGGAGUUGGAGGACAACAAGGCCCUGCUGUACCUGCCCAUCGCCCCCGAGGUCGAAGACCCGGAGGAGAACCCCUUCGGUCCUCCACCGGACACCUCGGUCCAGCCCGGUGCUACGGAGGACGCGUCGGCCGGCGGCGACAAGAAGCAGCGGCAGCCUUCGUCUGAGGGGGGUCCAGCCAAGAAGAAGGCCCGGACCACCAACAUCGAGCUGCAGGGGGUGCCCAGCGACGAAGUGCACCCCCUGCUGGGCGUGAAGGGGGACAGCAAGUCCAAGAAGAAGACCGCAGGCCGGCCCAAAGGCUCCAAAGGGAGUCUCGUCUCACAGUUGUACAAACAGCACGAGCUCGGAGGGAUGGACUGACCGUAAGCUCCAACAGACCCACGCCUUCCUGUUGUGUACAGAUUCUCCUUCCUGCAGACCGUUUCCUCCUCCAGUCGGAGCGCGACGAGCCCCUGGGCUGGACCAGACAGGAAGCGUGCACUCCGUCUGUCGGGCCUGUCAUGUAUAGAACACCCCCCCACCCUUAGUGUGUCGUUCUCGUCCUGUUUUUCUACAUUAAA
Molecule: messenger RNA, 1864 nt
Organism: Nematolebias whitei (Rio pearlfish)
Lineage: Eukaryota; Metazoa; Chordata; Actinopteri; Cyprinodontiformes; Rivulidae
Gene: rbbp5
Product: retinoblastoma binding protein 5
Exons: 14
Coding region: 132-1664 (510 amino acids)
Cellular component (GO): Set1C/COMPASS complex
Molecular function (GO): protein binding
Source: RefSeq, a predicted model, not a curated record